AUGCCGACCGGCGUAGAAGUCAAGAAAGUUAAUUACAAUAACCCGUCAUCGCUCGUCGAGGCCCUUAAAGACCAAGAGGUCCUCGUUAUUACAAUGGCAGCUACUGCACCGAAGGAACAGCAGACCAAGCUCAUCGAGGCUGCAGCAGCCGCAAACGUACCAUGGGUCUUACCAAACGAGUUCGGAGGUGACCCUACCGAAAAACAAGUUUGUAUACGUCUCGUCUUUCAACGUCAGCCAGAAAGAUAUGCUGGAUUCUGUUAUGCGCGUGACCGGCACCAGUUUGAAAGACUGGAAAGUGAACUACGAGCCGGUCAAGGAGCGCUAUAA
Messenger RNA from Didymodactylos carnosus, 330 nucleotides. Lineage: Eukaryota; Metazoa; Rotifera; Eurotatoria; Philodinida; Philodinidae. The record is from the annotation of a GenBank genome assembly.